Frankliniella occidentalis (western flower thrips) is the source of this 2875-nucleotide messenger RNA. RefSeq names its product sodium-coupled monocarboxylate transporter 2. The record is from RefSeq and is a predicted model, not a curated record. NCBI's taxonomy places the organism in Eukaryota, Metazoa, Arthropoda, Insecta, Thysanoptera, Thripidae. The coding region runs from base 412 to 2187 and encodes 591 amino acids. The transcript has 13 exons. Gene Ontology annotation, cellular component: membrane. Gene Ontology annotation, biological process: sodium ion transport; transmembrane transport. Gene Ontology annotation, molecular function: symporter activity.
CACGGCUGAGGUGUGCCGUCAGACAGUCUUUUUAAGUCCAGACAAGCGUUCAGCUUCGAGCAGCGGGCCGCGCGCGAGUCGUCACCAUACCAUCGCCGUCAACAACGCCGUCCUCUCGAUCAGAGUCGCGCAUUGCCAGGGGUUGCACCACAGCCCCCCUCUCUCCGCCGCCGCCGCUCAGCAGCUUCGCCAAUCGCCACGCCCCUGCAGCCGCCCCGGCGCGGUGCGGCAGGGCCCCGGGCUCUACUCGCUCCGCUACACACCUGUUGAGGCGCGGCCGCCCUGGGCCGGGGCCGGGGCAGCUCUAGGAGGCGGGGGCCGCCGCCGCCCUCACAGCGCCGCGCCAACCCCAGCUCUGGAGAAUGGCCCCCGCAAUGUGUACGGUGACGCCUUCAAAACACUGACACAACAAUGGCUUGGCACGCACUAGUCAAGUACUUACCAAUGCGAAGUGUACUGAGCAAGGACCUGUUCGGCUGGGCCGACUACCUCGUGCUGGUGCUCGUGCUGGGCGUGUCGCUGCUGGUGGGGCUGUACUACGGCUGCUGCGGCUCGCGGCAGAGCACGGACGGCGAGUACCUGCUGGGCAACAAGGAGAUGCGCAUGCUGCCCGUCGCCAUCUCCCUCAUCGCCGGCUACAUCUCCGGCAUUACUCUGCUAGGCACCCCGGGCGACAUCUACAGCUAUGGCACACAGUACUAUGCCAUCAUCCUGGGUAUCUUCUUCAUGUCGUUCGCCAUCAACUACCUCUUCUUGCCCGUUUUCACCGAGCUGGGCGUCAAGUCUUCAUAUGAGUACUUACAGGUGCGCUUCCGGCACCGAGCGGUGCGUACCGUGUCCGCCUUCAUCUUCAUCUUUGAUGAGAUCAUCACCAUCCCGAUUUACAUGUACGUGCCGUGCCUGGCGCUGGAGCAGGUCACGACCCUGUCCCGGAUGUGGACGGCGCCCGCCGUCAUGCUCGUCUGCAUCUUGUACACCGGCCUGGGCGGGCUCAAGGCCGUGGUGUGGACGGACGCCAUCCAGAUGUGCAUCUUCUGCCUGUCGCUGGUCCUCAUCUUCGUCCUGGGCACCGUGAGCGUGGGCGGCUUCGGCGUCGUGUUCACUGCCGCCCACGAGGGCGGCCGGCUGGAGCUGUUCAACGUUGACCUGGACCCGCUGCAGCGCACCACCCUCUGGGGGGCCGUCAUCGGCGGAUUCAUGUACUGGACGGGGUUCAACUCCGUCAAUCAGACGUGCGUGCAGCGCUACCUGUCCGUGCCCAACCUGCGCACGGCGCGCCGCGCGGUGUGGGUGUUCUCUGCCGGAGUGGUUGGCAUCAUCACCUUCUGCACGUACAUCGGCCUGCUCAUGUACGCCUACUUCCAAGACUGCGACCCCCUUGCGGCCGGCAUCGUUGGCACGAGCGACCAGCUGUUGGCGCACUUCGUGAUGCGGGUGGAGGGCAAGCUGCCCGGCUUGCCGGGUCUCUUCAUGGCCGGGGUGUUCGCCGCCGCCCUCAGCUCCAUCUCCGUGUCGCUCAACUCGACGGCCGGCGUCGUCCUGGACGACUUCUGGCGCAGCUACGCAUCGCGCUCGCUCACGGACACGCAGGCCGCCGUGUUCGCCAAGGCGACGUGCGCUGCUUUUGGCUUCGUGUGCGUCGGCCUCAUGAUGGCGAUGCAGAACGUCGAGUACAUCAUCCAGGUGGCCAUGACCCUGACGGGCAUCGCGGCCGGCACGCAGUUUGGGCUCUUCUCCCUCGGCAUGUUCAACCCCUGGGCCAACUACAAGGGGGCGAUCGUGGGCGCCGUCACAUCGCUGCUGGUCGUGAGCUGGCUGUCCGUGGGGGCGCAGGUCAUGUCCAUGGAGGGCCGCAUCUCCUACCCGCGCCUACCCACCAACGUGACGGGCUGCGACCCGCCCGUCGUACCCACCCCGCAGCCCACCACGGACCCCACCGUUCUGUCGCUGUACCGCGUGUCGUACCUGUGGACGGCCUCCAUCGGCUGGCUCAUCGUCAUGAUCGUGGGCUCACUGGUGUCAGUGGUCACCGGGCCCGACAGCCCGCUCGACUCCAAGCUGGCCGUGUUCUCGCCCCCAGUGGCCGCGCUGCUGCGUCGCGGGCGUCCCGACGCCGGCCAGGACGCCGCGGCCGCCGCCGCCGCGGGCUCCACCGUCACCCUGGCGGAGAAGGGCACACGGCUCUAGCCCGGAUCGGACUCGACUCUGCAGGUGUUUUCCGACCCCUGCUUUUCCUGCAGACGGCAGGUCGCCUGGCCAACGAGCGAUCUGCCGGGGCGUUCCGGGGGCGACCGGGGACCUGCGGAGCAUGUGCAUGUACUUAUUUGUGCUAACGUAUCUCCAGAUCGGCACAUUCAGUAUUACUCAAAACAGUUGUGCGUAAGUUUGCACAACUUUGUACACAAUUAUCAUGUACAGAUAAAUGUUUUUGUAUACAGAUUGUACGAGAGCUGGUAGUCCAAUGUUUGCGGGUCUGCCUACUCCCUCCACACAAGGAGCGAGGGGCCUUGACCCCCCGAGGCCGAAUGGGGUAUGGAAUCCCGCAACACUGGAGCACCCGUUCGGAUAAACCCGAUGAAUAGUCGCCCCUGCCAAAGGUCUAGCUUUUCAAAGCCCGGGCAGCAUAGGAGUUUAUACAGGCGAGUGGGAGGGGGAGCCAGACCUUUGGCUGAGAUGACUUUACAUCGGGCAUAAGUAUGCAUGUGUCCGUCUCCACAGUUAAGCACAAAGCACAACACAAACAUUAAGUUUGUGUGUGUGUGUGUGUGUGUGUGUGUGUGGUUGUGUGUGUGUCUGUGUGUGUGUGUGGUGGGUGGUUGCGCUCCUGUGUCUGGCUGCGCGCCUCCCCUCAUGAAUAAAACAAGAUGAAAAUAUC